GGGGCUGCGAGAUCGGCGACGAGGGGCCACCCUUCUCGUGGGGGCUUCGUCAGAGCACGUGAAGACCGCUACGAUGCCUCCUCUACGUCGGAAGCGUCACGUUGAGGUUGAUGAAGAGUACGACAAAUUUGAAGAUGAUGCCGAUAAUAUGUCUGAUGAUGAAGAUGCUGAAGAAUUUGCUGAAGAUGAACCAGAAAGUCAAAGGGAUGAGGAAAUGCUUGAUGAUGAUACUGUUUUUGGACUGUUUAAAAAGCAUUUCUGCAAUUCACUGAGGCAAAUGAUGAGAUCUGGAAAUGGUUCUCAAGCUAGACCCUCCAAUAUUGCAAGAAACAAAAGACGUAAUAGUGGCUGUGGUGUUAGUGAUGCUCGUGUUCGAAAGGUAGUCACAAGAUUAAAUGUGACCUACUUUUCUGAAAUUCUUGAAGCUUUGGAUGGGCCGAAACGUAAAGUUAUUGAGACUUACGGAUUUGGGUCAUUGCUGCACUUUGACAAGUGUGCCAUCCCUUUGGCUUUCUCUCGUUGGAUUGCUGACCAAGUUCAAGUUAGGAGUAGUGACAUUGUUGUCAGGAAUAAGUCAAUACCCAUUACUGUUAGAGCUGUCCAUGAUAUUCUUGGUAUUCCUAUUGGAGGAUCUUCAGUUAGAAAAUGUGAUGCAGAGAGAGGGAAGAAAGAAUUUCUUGCGGUCUUGAGGUUGAGAAGACCGCCAAAUUUCAAGUAUUUUGGUGAUAAAUUGAAGAAAAAAGAUAUUUCUGAUGAUGAUCUUGUCCGCAGUUUUUUGAUUGUUGCCUUGGUUACAUUUCUUUGUCCUAACUCCAACACUUAUCCGAGCACCAAGCACCUCCUACCCUUGGUUGAUAUUAAGAAUGCUAAGGACUGGGAUUAG
This is a messenger RNA of Panicum virgatum (switchgrass), 883 nucleotides long. RefSeq lists its product as uncharacterized. The record is from RefSeq and is a predicted model, not a curated record. Lineage: Eukaryota; Viridiplantae; Streptophyta; Magnoliopsida; Poales; Poaceae. The transcript has 3 exons. The coding region runs from base 74 to 883 and encodes 269 amino acids.